Bombus pascuorum is the source of this 7138-nucleotide messenger RNA. It is a transcript of the gene LanB1, whose product is annotated as laminin subunit beta-1. The transcript is spliced from 14 exons. The coding region runs from base 670 to 6081 and encodes 1803 amino acids. The record is from RefSeq and is a predicted model, not a curated record. Lineage: Eukaryota; Metazoa; Arthropoda; Insecta; Hymenoptera; Apidae.
UUAAUGCCCGAAUGUAAUUUUUGUUACACAGAGAUAAUUUAGUUUUUCAGUUUUAAAAUAACAAUAACUUACCUCCUCCUUUUAACAUACAUACAUAUAUGUAUGUAUAUAUAUGUAAAAAAGCCUUGACGCUUGGGGCGAUCGUCUUACUUUUGUCACCCUCGAUUUUAAGGAGAAAAAGAGAAGACAUUUGAGGGUGCCAUAAAUUAAGUUGUUUCUCUUAGUGUAUGAUGAGAAAAACGGAACACAAUGGUUUAUCAAAAGCUUGUUCAAUAUACAUAUCCUGUGUCAGCACCCUUGUCACGAGCCGGCAAGGAAGGGACCUCAUUCUACGUACGGCACUGGCCACUGUCGGAGGCUCUCCUUAACCGAGAAACACGGUGAGAGAGACGCGUCACCAGAGGCGUUCACAACGACUUUGUCUCUCGUCCAUUCCUCAUCUCAUUGAUCGGAACGGUGUAUCGCGGGGAUCGAGUGCCCCUGGAUCAUUGGCUUUUCAAUCAGUUCACUUGUGUCGUUCGAUUUUCGUCGUGGAUCUAUCGAGGCGUCUGCCAUCUCACAACACGAGACACUCUCUCAAGGGAGAUACACGAUACACCGAGUUAGAAUAUAAUGCCGAUGGCUUAAAUUCUGUUUAAGAAAUUUAAACGAUAGGGGGGAGGAUAAAAAAUGGCUCGAGCAUCUUUUCAGGCAAUCUUUGCAAUACUAUUAUUUGCACUAACUAUUGUGUCGGAUAUCGCAGAGCCUCAACAUGCCAGGGAAAGGGUUAUUCCAGCUAGAGGAUCAAUCCAGAGAGGAGAUAUGUCACCUAUGGAGGUGAACGAAGAUCGCCAUUAUUGGCCAAGGCAGAUCAUUCACAGUCCAAGAGGCGCACAAAUAAAGAGGAAGCAUCCCUGCGAGCAGAGUUCGUGUUACCCCUCUACAGGAAAUUUAUUAAUCGGUCGAAAAAAUCGAUUGGCCGCAUCAUCUACUUGCGGUCUUACAAAACCUGAAAGAUACUGCAUCGUUUCGCAUUUAAAGGAGCGGAAAAAGUGCUUUUUUUGCGACGCAUCGUCGCCCAACAAGCAACAUAACAUCGAAAAUGUUGUUACCGAUAAAAAUUGGUGGCAAGCGGAAAAUGGCGUGGAGAACGUAACGAUACGCUUCGAUCUGGAAGCGGAGUUCCAUUUUACCCACAGCAUCAUCCGUUUCAAAACGUUUAGACCGGCGAAGAUGUUGAUCGAACGAUCGUCUGAUUUUGGUAAAACGUGGCAAGUGUAUCGAUACUUCGCGCACAACUGCGAAAAGUAUUUCCCUGGUGUGUCUACGGAACAACCUCAGAGACUGACGGAUGUUAUCUGCGAGACGAGGUAUUCCGCCGUGGCGCCAUCGUCUGGAGGUGAUGUUAUCUUUAGAGUAUUGCCUCAGAAUUUGGAGAUAGACAACCCCUACUCCAAGGAAGUGCAGAACCAACUGAAAAUAACGAACCUUCGCAUAAACAUGACUAGGUUGCACACUCUAGGAGACGAUCUUCUCGACGACCGCGCAGAAAUUCGAGAGAAAUAUUACUAUGCCAUCCAAAACAUAGUGAUUCGCGGAUCUUGUUCCUGUUACGGUCACGCGUCUAGAUGUCUUCCGCUUCCUGGAGUCCCUGAUGAGGAAAACAUGGUGCACGGCAGAUGCGAGUGUACUCACAAUACUACGGGAUUGAAUUGUGAAAAAUGUCAAGACUUCUACAAUGAUCUUCCGUGGAAACCAGCUGUUGGAAAGCAGACGAACGCUUGUAGACCUUGUAUUUGUAACAAUCACACGAACUCUUGCCAUUUCGACGAAGCUGUUUAUGAAAAUUCUGGAAGAGUAUCUGGCGGUGUUUGCGAUGACUGUCAACACAAUACCAUGGGAAAGAACUGCGAACUCUGCAAACCAUUCUUCUAUCACGACGUGACCAAAGAUAUUACUCAUCCUGAAGCAUGUCUGCCUUGUGAUUGCGACUUAGGUGGUUCCUUGGACGACGGUAUAUGCGAUUCGAUAACUAAUCCUCUCACUGGAGGCGAAUCUGGCCGCUGUAACUGUAAAGCAAAUGUCGAAGGUCGUCGUUGCGAUCGUUGUAAAAAUGGUUUCUGGAACUUCGAUCCUGAAAAUCCCGAGGGAUGUCAAGCUUGUACCUGCAAUAUCCUGGGUACCAUCGACAAUCGUGGAUGUAAUAUGGUGACUGGCGAGUGUACUUGCAAGCGUUACGUUACUGCUCGUGAUUGUAACCAAUGUCUCCCAGAAUAUUGGGGACUUUCGGAAGAUCCAGACGGUUGCAAGCCUUGCGAUUGCGAUCUUGGUGGUUCCUACGAGAAUUCUUGCGACGUAGUCACUGGUCAGUGCCGCUGUAGACCUCACGUCAGCGGCAGAACUUGUAACCAACCUGAACAAAGCUACUACACUGGAUCGUUAGACUUUCUCAUUUACGAGGGAGAAUUAUCCAGAGCCAGCGAUAAUUGCCAAGUGGUGAUAAGAGAGCCCUAUCGCGACGGAAGGAAUAGUACGUGGACUGGAACUGGUUUUAUGAAAGCGCUCGAAGGUUCAGUGUUGAAUUUCACGAUCGACGAUAUACGUAAAAGUUUGUGGUACGAUAUCAUCGUACGAUAUGAACCAGUUCAGGUUGGAUCUUGGGAGAAUGUUCAAAUAAUCAUCGAGAGAGAAAGUCCAGUGGAUCCGAAUGGUCCUUGUGCCGAAUGGAGACCCGAGUACGAUCAACUAUAUGCGCAACUUCCUUUAAGAUCGAGAAGCGUCGUUGUGCAACCAUCCGUUUGUUUGGAAGCAGGGAAACGAUACAAUAUUCUGUUACAAUUCCGUAAAUUCAAUAAUCACAUGGAUACACCGUCCGCGUCCAUUUUGGUCGACUCUAUCGUUCUGAGACCGAAAAUAGACUCCAUUCCUUUCUUUAAAACGCCUGUAGUUGGCGAACUUCGUCGGCAGGAAUACGAAAUAUAUCAUUGUAGUGAUUUCUAUAACGAUUUUAACGCCAUAACGAAUAAUAUCCCGGAAGUUUGCAAGAAGUAUCAAAAUAGUAUCGGUUACUACGUUUAUGACGGAGCACAUUCUUGCGAGUGUAAUCCGACUGGAUCGCACAGUUUGCUGUGUGAAAAUUACGGAGGCACGUGUCCUUGUAAACAAAACGUUGUUGGCAGGCGUUGCGAUCGUUGCGCGCCUGGUACUUACGGAUUUAGUCCGGAGGGUUGCAUUCCCUGUGAUUGUGACGGUGUAGGGGCGCUGGAUAAUUUUUGCGACAUUGAAACAGGUCGAUGCAAGUGUCGACCAAAUACUUAUGGUAGAACUUGCGGUCAAUGCGAGCCUGGCUUCUGGAAUUUCCCUCAUUGUCAACGGUGCGAGUGUAAUGGUCAUGCUGAAAGUUGUGAUUCCAAGACUGGCGCCUGUAUGAAUUGUCGGGAUUACACGACCGGACACAAUUGCGAUAGAUGCAUUGAGACGUAUUACGGUGAUCCUAGGAUCGGUGUGGAUAUUCCAUGUAGAGCGUGCCCUUGUCCGGGAACCAUAGACUCUGGACAUUCGUACGCCGAGAGUUGUUCCUUAGAUCCGGUGACUCACGAUGUGAUUUGCGAAUGUUUCGAUGGAUACACCGGUCCGCGUUGUGAAAGUUGCGCGGAGAACUAUUUCGGUAAUCCUGAAGUUCCUGGUGGUAGCUGUGAGCCCUGUAAUUGCAACAAUAACACAGACUUACGUCGACCCGGAAAUUGCGAUCCUGAGACUGGACGUUGUCUUCAAUGUCUCUACAACACUGAUGGAACCAACUGUCAGAUUUGCAAGGCAGGAUUUUACGGAAAUGCUCUGGAACAGGAUUGCGAGGAUUGCAUGUGCGACGUUUUGGGUACAGAUAGAAACGCUGGUCCUUGUGACCAUCGAACUGGACAGUGUUCCUGCUUGCCUCACGUGAUCGGUUUACUCUGCGAUUCUUGUGAAGAGAAUCAUUGGAGAAUCGCCAGUGGCCAAGGUUGCGAUCCUUGCGAGUGUGACGCAGUUGGGAGCGUUUCCGACAGAUGUAACCCGUACGACGGUACUUGCGAGUGCAGACCAGGUUUCGGAGGAAGACGUUGUAACGAGUGCCAAACCAACUACUGGGGAAACCCUAAUGUCGAAUGUUAUCCGUGUGAUUGUGAUUUAACCGGUUCUGCCAGCCAGCAGUGCGACAGAGAAACAGGAAUGUGCGUCUGUCACAAGGGAAUCGGUGGCGAAAAAUGUGAUCAGUGCGAUCGUGGCUACUAUGGAAAUGCGCCUCAGUGCAAUCCUUGCGGAGAAUGUUUCGACAAUUGGGACUUGACGCUGACUGGUUUGAGAAACAAGACGAAUCUUGUAAUCGAAGAGGCAUCGAGAAUUCAAAAGGUUGGAACGACCGGUGUCUACAGCCAAGAAUUCGACGACAUGGUCGAAUCUCUGGAUCAAGUCCAAGCACUGAUCAGUAACGCUUCCAUCAGAAGUCAAGAUUUGGACGAAUUAAAUGAUUUGGCUAUAGAUUUGAAUAAUAAGAAAUUAGAAUCCACCAAGAAAUUAGAAGAAGUGAACAAUCUUCUGGAGAAUGUCAGUCAAAGAGUAAAUCUAGGGGACGCUGCUCUUAAAAAUUUGAAGAAUAGAACGAAUAACUUACAUCAAGCUGCUGCUGAUCUCAAAGAAAAUGCGACUAGAUUGCAGGAAGAGAAUGUCCUAGGCGCUCUUAACGUUACCCAGCAAAUGGCGGAACAGUCUAGACAAGCGGAAAAAAUGGCCAACGACACUAGCAACGUUCUGGCCGACGCUGAAAGAUUCCGCAAACAUACUGAGAGCUUGUUAGCUAAGAAUCGUGCUUUCGUGAUAGAGGCACAGGAGAGAAACCAGGAGUCAUUGAAUAAAAUAAAUGAGGAAUUGAAGAACUUCGAUGGAAUUAUGCCAGGAUUAAAUCUUGAAAUGUGUGGAGAUAACGUGACGGAUUGCAGCAGCGUCUGUGGUGGCGCUGGCUGUGGUUUCUGUGGUGGACUGUCUUGCGAUGCGGGUGCUGUGACCAAAGCUAAUCAAGCUCUGGACGUAGCUAAGAAACAGGCUGCUGAGAUCAAGAACCACAAGGACGAGGCUGAACAGUUACUUCGUAAUAUGGUUCAAGUGAAACGCGACGCAACGGCAGCCAGGUCGAAUGCUCAAGAUGCCUUCAACCACGCCUUUAGAGCUCGUAAUCUAACCGAUACCUUGAACAAAGAUCUCGCUGACAUAAACAAGCGACUCCGUAACAUCUUGGAGGAGGACCAACCCACACCAGCUAUGGUCAGAGACUUGGCCAAUGAAGUAUUGGCUAAAAACAUCAAACUAAAGCCCGACGAGAUCAAAAUAUUAGCCGAUCGUAUUAAGAGUAUCGUCGGUUCUUUGACCGAUUCCGAGAAAAUCCUUGCGGAUACCAGGGACGACCUUCAGUUGGCCGAAAAGUUAAAGAACGAUGCUGACAAAGCGAAAGAGGAAGCGAUUGCGAAACAAAAUCUAGCUAACAAAGUGGUAAUUUUAUUAAGUGAUGCUCAGAGAGCUCAAGAUCGAGCUCAAGCAGCGAUCGAUCAAGCUGAACGCGAUGUCAGGAGAUUCGAAAAUGACUUGGAAGAGAUAGCCGAAGUGACCAGGGGAGCUCAGAUGCAGGCAAACAGCACCACUCAGACGGUCGAUUCUCUGGAUGCUCGCUUGAAACAAUUACAAACGCAAUCGGUCAGAAACGAUUUUGUUUUGAAUGAAGAAAUCAGGAUCGAGGCGCGGAAAGUAGCUGAUGAAGCGCAAAAGGUCGAUGCUAAGACGAAGGAACUCGCUAUGGAAUACAGAAAAGCAGACGAAGCGUUGAAUUCGAGGGCAAACAAGAGCAAAGGGAAUAUAUUAAGGGCGAAGAAGCUCUUACAAAAAGCCUCCGAGUUGACAGCCGAUACUUCGACGAAAUUGAAGGACUUGGACGGUAUGGAGAGUGUCUACAGAGAUAACGAAAGAAUGCUAUCCGAUUUGAUGGCGGAGGUUGAUUCUUUAAAUGGAGAGAUGGAGAAAUAUUUGGCGGAAAUCGAACAAAAAGCCCAACGGUACAAGCACUGUACUCCUUGAGUGACUGUAAUUAAAACGUAAAAAAGUAACAUACAUUACUAUGACCGAAUGAAUGAGAAUAUAAAGAAAUAACAUAUAGAAUAUAGACCACUUUAAAGAAAGGAUCAUGAAAUCUUAAACCGGGACUUAUUUUUCCUAAGAAUUAUUCGGAUUCUAUAAUAAAGUAUACUGAUUCUAAAGAAACGAAGGAAACAAUUUUUCCAGUGCCAUAGUGGUAAACGAAGGGGCCAUUUAUUUGUUGACAUAUUACGUAUUUUAUACACGCAUUCGUACGUAAUUUUUCGAAAAUCUAAUAAUGGAGAAUCCUUUAAAUCGUUUUCCAAAUAACCGCAAAAAGUGCCAAUAAACGAAAAUCGAAUUUUCUCAUUGCAUUUAUUAUCAUGGACCAAACAUUUUAAAAUGAACUGAACACCGCAUAAACCGUCUACUAUUUGAGAAAAAUGAUUGAGCUAGUUAAUAUAUAAUAGAAAUUAAAGUAUCAAUAUCGAUACCUGACUCACAAUAAAUGUUAUUGUUCUAUACAUCUCAAGAUAAGAUUUGUACUUAUAUAAAAUAUGUUGCAUUUAUUACAUAUAUUGCAUUUGUAAUAAGACACGGGUGCAAUAGAUAGAUAAAAUUUUUAUCAAUAGUUUGUAAAUAUAUUAUUACGUCUUUUCGCAAAACUGCAUUUUUUCAUUGAUUACAUAUUCUUAAUGAAUAUAAUAGAAUUUCGAUAAAUUAUUGUAGAAUAUUAGGCAGUUGUAUAAAUGUGUUAUGUUAUGGAAUCUACGAGAUUUGAAAUGUACGAAUAAUACGUGUCGAGGAAGCUAUUAAGAGAAGAGAAUUCCUCGAUAAAAAAGCAUUAUAGUUAUUUAUAAAUCAAUGUUUUAAAGUAACAACCGAACUAUUGAUAUUGUCAGUAACAGCCAUUAUUGCAUAUCUGUUCUUGUUCGGACGAGAAAUGGAACAAAGCUUUAAACGAACCAAACGAUUAUUAAUUGUAUUUAAUGAACAGCUACGUUUGUACAACGAGAGAGAAAUACAGGUUAAAAAAAUAAAUAAUAUUGAAAAGACGAAA